GGCGACGGACAAUGAUGCCCGGAGCCCCGCUGGCCUUUCUCACUCUCAACGUAAUACCCCGGGGCCCAGAGGAGAAAGGCACAAGCUCCUAUUAGCCGCCUAGGGCACCCCGACUCCGGUUCUCAGCCCUGAGCGGCUGUGGAGACCAGAGGCGAGAGACACGGCGGCUCCCUGGCCUCCUGCCCGGGCUGGCGCGGCGCGUUAGGGCGCGCGUGCGUACGAGCGCGCGCCGGGCACGUGCCGCCCGCGAGCCCCCCGGCGAUUGGCUGUGACGCGACUUCCGGUGCGAGCGGCGGAAGCCGGGCGGGCAAGCGAGUGAGCGAGCAGGGAGGUAGGCAGGCAGGGAGGUAGGGAGGCAGGUAGGCGCCCGGGAGGCAGGCAGCGAGGAAGCGAGGGAACCAGACAGGCCGGCGGAGGCCCGAAGGAAGCCGAAACCUGCCCCCGUGCCCAGGUCCUCCGCUCCCUCAUCCCGGAGCCCCCAGCGGAGUGGACGCGGCCCGCCCCGGCCAUGGCCUCGCUGCUGAAGGUGGAUCAGGAAGUGAAGCUCAAGGUAGCAGCCCCCGCCUCCUCCCCGCGACCCCGCCGGGCCGGUUCUUGAUCCCGCGGUGUCCGCCUUUGUCUCCCGCGGGCACUUCCGAGUCCGGCGCCGCCUCCCUCUGCCCCGGGCCCGCCCCAACCUCCCCCCUUUCCCGGCUGGCCACUGGCUCUUCCUGGGGACGGUCUGAGCGUCGCUUCACUCAAGGAUGCUACUACUGUGGAGCCGGUGCUGCUUCUCCCCGCGCCGGAUUUUGGGGGGAGGCGGUGGCGUACACGUGUUGGGCCUGGGGGAGACAGGCCGCAGCGAAAACCAACCCUCUUAUCGAUCGUGAGGCGCCACCUCCCCCUCCCGCCGCCAAGAUCCCGCAGGAGCUUGGGGUUACACUAGCAUCGUCACUGAGGGUUGGGGGGUGCGUUUGUGAGAUCACAGCCCCCAUGUCCCCGCUUCCCUGCUACCCCUCUUAACCUGGGGGAACAAGCUGACAUAGGGAGGGAGGAAAAAACUGACAAGUGUUGGCCCCUAUUCCGUGGGAACCACCCCCAAGAUGGAGAAAUGGAUCCUCAAAAAAAUAAAAUACUUAGAAUCUGGGGGUCUCUCAUCUUCCCAUUACAACUACAAGGUUGAUUCUUUCAGGGAGCGGAUCACAAGUGAGGCAGAAGACUUGGUGGCAAAUUUUUUCCCAAAGAAGUUGUUAGAACUUGAUAGUUUUUUGAAGGAGCCUAUCUUAAACAUCCAUGAUUUAACUCAGAUCCACUCAGACAUGAAUCUCCCUGUUCCUGAUCCCAUCCUUCUUACCAAUAGCCAUGAUGGAUUGGAUGGUCCCACUUUGAAGAAGAGGAAAUUGGAUGAAUGUGAGGAGGCCUUCCAGGGUACCAAGGUGUUUGUGAUGCCUAAUGGAAUGUUAAAAAGCAACCAGCAGCUGGUGGACAUUAUUGAAAAGGUGAAACCUGAAAUCCGGCUGUUGAUCGAGAAAUGUAAUACGGUCAAAAUGUGGGUUCAGCUCCUUAUCCCCAGAAUAGAAGAUGGGAAUAACUUUGGUGUAUCCAUCCAGGAGGAGACAGUUGCAGAACUAAGGACUGUGGAGAGUGAAGCUGCAUCUUAUCUAGACCAGAUUUCUAGAUAUUACAUUACAAGAGCCAAAUUGGUUUCUAAAAUAGCCAAAUAUCCCCAUGUGGAAGACUAUCGACGCACAGUGACAGAGAUUGAUGAGAAGGAAUAUAUCAGCCUUCGGCUCAUCAUAUCAGAACUGAGGAACCAAUACGUCACUUUACAUGACAUGAUCCUGAAAAACAUUGAGAAGAUCAAGCGGCCCCGGAGCAGCAAUGCAGAGACGCUGUACUGAGGCCAGGGCCAGAGCCAGGGGACUCUGUGAGUCUGGCUCAAGACCGACAUUGCCUUGGUUUGUUACAUGACUAUCGAGAUGGGGAAACUGGCUGGAAAUAGUAAUCACACCUCUCUUCUGUUUUUAGUUAGAGUCUAAUGAAGCUCUCAUGUAGUUCUGUGACGUGUUUACCUCUUAUUUCAGGCCUCAGGAACUCUCCUACCCUAGUCCCCAUUCCCAACCUGCCCUGUUGUCAAGACUCAUUUCUAGAGUGUUUGCAUAUGUGUGUCUACGCACACAUGCACUUUCUCUUGAACUCUUUCUCCUACCCCACUUGACCCCUGGUCUCUUGGUCUGUAUGUCUCCUUUUCAGUUAGUUGGUUAGAUGCUGGGAAAGUUGGAAGUGAAAGAGCUGUGUUUCUUUGAGGGAAUAAGGGGCCUAUCCUGGCCUCUAUGGCAUAGAGGAUCCCUGGUGAUAGUGUGCGUGGCCAGGGGAGGGAGAAGAGAAGGAGAAGGUUGUAUUUCCUAUAUUGCAUCUCCCUACCAUCAGGACCUUGGGAAAUAUUAUACCUUCUACUAUCUAUUUGAGAGGUUUUUUGAUGUCUUUAUUUUGAGGUUUUUAGUUUUUUGUAUGUAGCUCUGCCACCACACAUAUUCCUUACUCUGUCACCAGACCUCCCAUUCUCUUCAAGGAUUCAUCUUAGCUCCAAGAGUCAGGUGGCCAGACUAAGCAGAACAAGGAUUCAGCUGAGAGGCGCAAGUUUGUUCCAACUGAACAGAGAGAUGGGAAGGAGGGAGGAGAGCACCAAGGCGCAUCCACUAUCCUGUGAUUCAGAGUCUUGUUGGGAAUUGUUACAAAGACUGCUGCCCCAACUAUUUGGCUCUCCUUAAUCAAUUACAAAUGGGAGGUUGGUGUGUUCUGAAGCUUAGAUCCAGAUACUACUUUGGGACCUCUUCCUUUUGGAAUAUUUUUCUUAUUUAUAUUUUUUCCCAAGGAGGGUAGGGAUGUGUGUGAAAAUCUGCAGGGUGGAUCAGAAAAAUGGAAGAAUUGCUAUCUUUCUCUUGAGAACUCUGGAUAUAUAUGUCAUUAUUGCAGGUUCUUUGACCUCCCACCCCACCUCCCAAGUCUGUUACCCCUCAGAGAGAGUCAGCUUAUUUCAAUCAACCCUUCCCAUGUAUGUGGCUCUUUCUGUGUUUGUUUCCAUCAUCCCUUACUUCUAUUUUUCUCUCCUCACUUUCCUGCUGGUUUCCACCUGGGAUGCAUCACUGUCUGUCCCAUUAUGUUAUAGUGAAGGAGUCAGGACAUUGUCUUCCCAUGAAUAAUAUUCAGUAACAAACCAACUGUGUUUUAGUUGGGCCUCCCCAGACCCUGUCCCUAUCCCCAACCCUACCUGCUCUCUCUCCACCAUGUGUUUCUUGGUGUUGUUUGCUUUUUUGUUUGUUGGAUUGUUCUGAUGUCCUCAACCUCAACUUCCCCAAUCCUUAUCCUACCCCUGCUUCCCUGGAUCGUAAUGUAAAAUUCUUUUACCAUGUCAAGAAAUUAUUAAAAAUACAGGUACUUUGACCUUU
Molecule: messenger RNA, 3428 nt
Organism: Monodelphis domestica (gray short-tailed opossum)
Lineage: Eukaryota; Metazoa; Chordata; Mammalia; Didelphimorphia; Didelphidae
Gene: PSME3
Product: proteasome activator subunit 3
Biological process (GO): regulation of G1/S transition of mitotic cell cycle; regulation of proteasomal protein catabolic process; positive regulation of endopeptidase activity
Cellular component (GO): nucleoplasm; proteasome activator complex; cytoplasm
Molecular function (GO): endopeptidase activator activity
Source: RefSeq, a predicted model, not a curated record